Molecule: messenger RNA, 543 nt
Organism: Brassica napus (rape)
Lineage: Eukaryota; Viridiplantae; Streptophyta; Magnoliopsida; Brassicales; Brassicaceae
Exons: 1
Coding region: 112-357 (81 amino acids)
Source: RefSeq, a predicted model, not a curated record
CUCACUCUCCAAAAAGAAGGAAGAAACUCAUCUCUUGAGAAUCUGAAAAGCCAGAGAAGAACUCAAAAAAACUUGAGGAUCAGAAAUUUAUAAUCUCGAAAUCUGCGGCAGAUGAACAGAGUGAUUAAUCAGUUGUCGGGAAAGUUAAUGAAGGACAAGUGUGUUACCGGAAGUGGCGGCGGUGCAGUAAAAGAAUCGGCGUCGCCGCAGAGUCCAGUGGCGACAUCUUCGUCAGUGAGGAGGCUGAACGGCGAUCUGGAGUCGAGGCGAUUUGGAGGGGCGGCUAGCGAGAGACUGAGGCAGGCGGAGGAGUCUCUGAGGACGGUUAUGUUUCUUAGCUGUUGGGGAGCUUGCUAGAUCUGGUGGUGUAAACCAAAACACGUUCCUCUUUCUGCUUUGAUUUUGAGUUUUUAUUUUCUUUGUUUAUUUUGAAGAUGUUCGCUGUGAAUAUUUUUCAUCUUUGUGUAGUUGUUUGAGUUUCUGUAAAUCAAUGUACAAAAACGAAAAGUUGUGUUGAAGAAAAUGGUUUUUUCUCUCACCAAA